Molecule: messenger RNA, 2797 nt
Organism: Pundamilia nyererei
Lineage: Eukaryota; Metazoa; Chordata; Actinopteri; Cichliformes; Cichlidae
Gene: rpz6
Product: rapunzel 6
Exons: 3
Coding region: 176-1360 (394 amino acids)
Source: RefSeq, a predicted model, not a curated record
CUCCCCCUUUGCAGGCAUUCAAUGCGCAUCUCCGCUCUCAGUCCGGUUUUGGACCCUUCUCAGCAGUGCAUGAGAGAACCGUGGGAAUUUUCUCAAACUUGAAGGGGGGAAACGUGUCUGCAGCUGUUGGAGCUUAUCAGCCGCGAAGGAGCAGUAGAAGCAUUUCAUUCAGAACAUGACUAAUCCACUGGAGAAGGUUGUGGCCCAGAAGAAGGAGGCCAUUGAGGCAGUGAUGGAUAUGUUUCAGAGGGGGGCCGAGGUGCUGGCCAGUGCUGUGGGUGAGCUCUUUCCUCUUUGCGAGGCUGCUGCUCCUGUCCUGCGUCUGGCCUUAGAUAAUGUUCAGAGCAAAGAGGUCUUCUAUGUCAAAGAACAGUUCCUGACAGUAAAGAACAAACUCGAUGUGCUAUCGAGUCAGCUGGAAGACAUAGACUGUGAGCUCAAGAAGGGAAGACUGGACUCCCAGUACUUCUCUGUUGAGGAGAACAUUCGGAACCAGUUUAGGAAGUAUAUGGAUAUACUGGAAGCAAAAGAGCAGUUUAGGGAGGUGAAAAAGAGGCUUUUUUUGGAGCACUUUGCCAAAACUGGAGGAGAGAAGAACCUGCUUGUGCUCUGUGAUGCUCUCAUGGGGACUAACUGCUUUGGAGAGCCCAUUUUAGAUGUGGUAGAAAGGUAUGUGGCACGGAACCGCCGCCUUCUGGAAGAUUUCUGUGUUCGGAUGAAGGAGCUUCUCUGCUUGGGUCUGAUUGCUCUUCUGGGUCACUGUGCCUUAACACAGGGCCAAGAAGAAGAGCAGGAAAAAAUCCAAGAGUGGAGCAGCAAAAUUGAAGAAGUUGAAUCCAGGAUGAAGUCAGCCAUUGAGUCUUGCAUUGCUGCUUUCCCAGAACAAGCAAAAUUAGACACCGAACGCCUCCUGAAGGAAAACCAUGAAGAGAAUCUUCAGGAUUCAACUCAGCAGCUUUUAGAGUUCUUGGUGAAAAAGUACGACUGGGUCAGCUGGUCAGUGCGGCUGAUCAACCAUUCAAGCAGCACCUAUCGAAACUGGCGAGCAGGGGAGCAUUUUCACCAUGUGGCAGGGCAGAACUGGUUCGAGGUGCUCCAGGUGAACAACAUCAACCUGGUGGUGUCCUACAGCACCAAACCGCAGCCUGUGCCCCACGACUGUAUCAGGCAGGUGAUGGAGGGUCAGGGGAAGAAGGGAAAUGCCCCAGCUGUGGUGGAGGUGUUGGAGAAGCAGCUGUGCGGGUUUGUUGUUCAUGCAGUCAGUCGUCACAAGGAGUCCGCGGCUGCGUGGAGCUUUCCGGAAGACUGUCAUUACUGGGAGAGGCACAAGAAUGUGGCUGUGUGUGUGCACUCAGAGUAAAGCUGCUAGAUAAUCCAGGUUUUAAGAUUUUAAGGCAGAAAGGUUUAUCCGAAUGAAGACACUUAACAUUUUUGUUGCUGAAAGAAAAAUUGAUGAUACACUGCAUUGAUCAUCAGAUAAUUUAUAUUAACACCAAUCACACAAACGAAGCAUUUUCAGGUAUUAAGCCCAGACCUAAUGCAUUAGUCGGACUGAAUCAAACUGACACUGUUGCACUUAUUUUUAACAUUCAUUUUGUGAAUGGAAGGUUUAAUAAAUGUGAAAGAUUUCAGAAUGCAGCUUAUGUUUUAAAAUCUUCCUUUUUAGUCUAGAGGUGUUUUUUUCUGAAUGAGUUAUGCCAUAGUUUUACAGUAAAACCCUUUUGAGAUCAGAAUUGAUUUGACACUCCUACAUGAGAGCUACACAUGACUGGAUCAGUGCUCUGCGUACGCCAUCACCCAAACCGACACGUUAGAAUCAAUACUGGAAAACAUCCGAUCAAUGCAGCUCGUUCAGAAAACUUGGUUUCACGUUUUAAUGUUUUGUUAAAAUAAUAUAACCACAAAUGCACUUGCAGAGCUGCGCGAGCUCUUAGAUACUCUCGGAUAUUUUCUACAUAAACGUAGUUAUAGCUCUUCAAAAUCACUUGCAUAUUACAAACUGUAUUGCUACAUGUCUAUCCAUAAUGCUAACAUUUUACUUCAAAAGCAUUUUACCUCAGCUGCAUGCAGUAAUAACACCGUCUCCCUUGAGAAACGGCUUCUCUACCUACUUACAGCUUUCAGGAGAUGGUUUUGCUGAGGCUGCAUCUACAGCUCUCUGCUCCCUUUUUGUCCGUGCUCAGCAGGCUGGCCUACAUGACCCUGACAGGGAGCGGGGAGGUUACUUUUUCAGGCGUGAAAAACAAGAGGCUUGGAGGUUGGAAACACGACAAUGUGCCUUGUGUUCUAAACACAGUGAAAGCCCUCGAUGCCGAACCAGACCCGCACUGCUGACCAGUGCUCUGCCUAAAAAAAAUAACACGAGUUAACUGCUUCACAUAGAUCUUUAUGUUUUAUGUAUCAUUUCACCUAUCUCAAUGCAAUUUACUUCAUCUGUUAGGUAUUCUUCCUGACAUUAAAUAUUCAGUUGUUUUGUCUAAAAUUUAAAAAUCAACCAAAGAUUUUCCCAGGAAAUUUUUAUGAACUCAGUUUUUUAUUAAAUCCACAGCAUUUAGAUAAAAACUAUUGCUUGCUUAAACCACAUCUGCUUUGUUACUCAUACCAAAACAUCUUAACAAAAUUAGUGGAUAAUGAAUGGCUAGCAUGUCUUUUUAUGCUUUAUGAUAAUUAAUGAGUAAAAACAAAAAGCAAAUGGAUGUGUAAACACGUGUAAUCUAAUAUCUGUCUCCUUUUUCUUGUAUAAAUGUGAUUUAUGUAGCACUGUCAGUGCCUGUGCCCAUUAAACCGAAGCAGUGCA